CACUCGGAAGUCUCAUACAGAGCACCGAAAGGACAUAUUUUCUUGUACCGUUCUGAUCGUCAUCAAAUCCCAAAUACCGGAAUAAUGGGCCACGGUGAUAAAGGCCGACAUAGCAAGAAACCUAAAUUUUCUUCCAAGGAGAAUCAAAGAGCUUCAGCUGUUGAAGACGAAGAUGCAUACUAUGCUGCAGAUUUUGAAGACGACUAUCGCGAUGGUGAUAGAGAAGGAAAAAAGAGAGAUUUCACCAAAUUGGAACUUAAACCCGAUCACGACAAUCGGCCAUUAUGGGCUUGCGCUGAUGGCCGAAUAUUCCUUGAGACCUUCUCUCCUCUCUACAAGCAAGCUUAUGAUUUUCUUAUUGCCAUAGCUGAGCCUGUUUGCAGGCCGGAGUCGAUGCACGAAUACAACCUUACCCCUCACUCAUUGUAUGCGGCCGUGUCAGUGGGUCUUGAAACUGAGACCAUUGUAGCUGUUUUAAAUAAAUUGUCAAAGACCAAGCUUCCCAAAGAGAUGAUUGAUUUCAUACAUGCGUCUACUGCCAAUUAUGGCAAAGUGAAGCUUGUACUUAAGAAGAAUCGGUACUUGAUCGAAUCCCCAUUUCCUGAGGUAUUGAAGAGGUUGCUUAAGGACGAGGUUAUAUCCCGAGCAAGGAUUUCCACUGAGGGGGUGCAGGGAAGUGAUGGAUUCACGGUGGGAAAAUCAGUGGGUGAAAUAGAAGGUCGCCAUGACGAGUUGCUAAAUGAAGCAGGAUUGGCAGCUGCAGCCGAAGAAAAAGAAACUCAUUCAUUUGAAAUUUACCCUGCUCAGGUUGAAAAUGUAAAGCAACGUUGCCUGCCUAAUGCUUUAAAUUAUCCCAUGUUGGAGGAGUAUGACUUCAGAAAUGAUACUGUCAAUCCUGACCUUGACAUGGAGUUGAAGCCUCAAGCACAACCACGCCCUUAUCAAGAGAAGAGUCUCAGUAAGAUGUUUGGAAACGGCAGAGCAAGAUCUGGUAUUAUUGUGUUACCAUGUGGUGCGGGAAAGUCUUUAGUGGGUGUUUCUGCUGCCAGCAGGAUACGGAAAAGCUGCCUAUGUUUGGCAACGAAUGCUGUAUCUGUGGAUCAGUGGGCUUUUCAGUUCAAAUUGUGGUCAACCAUUCGAGAUGAUCAGAUAUGUCGUUUCACCUCUGAUAGCAAAGAAAGAUUCCGUGGUAAUGCUGGGGUGGUUGUGACCACAUAUAACAUGGUCGCUUUUGGUGGUAAGCGUUCUGAAGAAUCUGAAAAGAUUAUUGAAGAAAUAAGAAAUAGAGAAUGGGGAUUACUUCUCAUGGAUGAGGUUCAUGUGGUUCCUGCUCACAUGUUUCGAAAGGUCAUCAGCAUUACUAAAUCUCACUGCAAACUCGGGCUUACUGCAACACUUGUGAGAGAGGACGAAAGGAUAACAGAUUUGAACUUCCUUAUUGGUCCCAAAUUAUACGAGGCAAAUUGGUUGGAUUUAGUGAAAGGUGGAUUUAUUGCAAACGUACAGUGCGCUGAGGUGUGGUGUCCUAUGACGAAGGAGUUCUUUGCUGAAUAUCUGAAGAAAGAAAAUUCUAGGAAGAAGCAGGCACUUUAUGUGAUGAACCCAAAUAAAUUUCGGGCCUGCGAGUUUCUUAUCCGAUUUCAUGAACAGCAACGUGGUGAUAAGAUAAUUGUUUUUGCUGACAAUCUGUUUGCACUGACAGAGUAUGCAAUGAAGCUUCGGAAACCUAUGAUAUAUGGUGCUACCAGUCAUGUUGAAAGGACAAAAAUUCUUGAUGCCUUCAAAACUAGUCGGGAAGUGAACACUGUUUUCCUCUCAAAGGUGGGUGAUAAUUCUAUAGAUAUUCCUGAGGCAAAUGUAAUUAUUCAAAUUUCAUCACAUGCGGGUUCAAGACGUCAAGAAGCUCAACGACUUGGGCGCAUUCUCAGGGCAAAGGGUCGGCUUCAGGAUAGGAUGGCAGGAGGUAAAGAGGAGUACAAUGCAUUUUUCUACUCCCUUGUGUCUACAGAUACCCAGGAAAUGUACUACUCAACUAAAAGGCAACAGUUUUUGAUUGAUCAAGGUUAUAGCUUCAAGGUAAUUACGAGCCUGCCUCCGCCUGAUACUGGACCUGAGUUGAACUAUUAUCAUCUUGAUGAUCAACUUGCACUUCUUGGAAAGGUGUUAAGUGCAGGUGAUGAUGCAGUUGGUUUGGAGCAAUUAGAAGAAGAUGCAGAUGAUAUUGCCCUUCAGAAAGCCCGUCGCUCUGCGGGAUCUAUGAGUUACAUGUCAGGAGCUAAUGGGAUGGUUUACAUGGAAUACAAUGCUGGACGGAACAAACACCAGAUGAAGGGCAAACCCAAGGAUCCAUCGAAGAGACAUCAUUUAUUCAAGAAACGUUUUGUCUAAGCAAGCAACUGAACCUUCCAUCUUGGUUCUUGGUUGUUAUAGCGAGAGCAAGUAUUUAUAUGUUUCUCAGACAGAAAGUUGUGAGUUUGCUCGGAAGAAUAAAUGGAGAACUGUCUGUCUUGUGUAUAGUGUAUACAAAUAUGAUAUGUAUCUUUGUUGUGUGCUUGAGAGGCUGGCGAAGAACCUGGGUACUCUCUCUGUUAUUUUCGGAUAAUUUUAACUACAACAACACUUUCUGAUUGUCACAAGUUCACUGACAAAUCUCAUAUUCUACAGGGGCAUAAAUCACUGACUCUCUAGAAUUUGCAAGAGUAAUGUGGCCACUUCUUCAUCUUUUAAUGUUUCUAUGGAAAAAUCCUCCUUUUAAAAAGUUGUAUUAGUCGGACCUUUUUGUGAUUCAAAAAGACAAUAAAAUUAAAGAAUCUUUUCG
This is a messenger RNA of Ilex paraguariensis (yerba mate), 2818 nucleotides long. The record is from the annotation of a GenBank genome assembly. Lineage: Eukaryota; Viridiplantae; Streptophyta; Magnoliopsida; Aquifoliales; Aquifoliaceae.